UGGGAUAAUUGGGAUAGUAAACAGUAAACAAGUCGAAUUUUGGCUAAACAAAAUUUGCGGAAAAAAUGCAAAGCACUUUCCAUCUAGAGUCGAGAUGCUGAUAAGAGUCCUUAACAAUGGCGCACUGCGUUCGUUUGCCAUAAACAGCUGCAUCGCUUGCCCGGCCUGCAGAAGUCGUCCCGUUGUAAAGCCAACAGAGUCAACCCUGAACCGGAACCUGAAUCUGAACCUGAACCUGCACUUGAACCGAUUCAGCUACAGACAACUGCAUGAUCGUAAGUGGCAGCGACAGAAUGCUCUUAAUGAACAGAGGCGUAAGGUGAUACCGAAGCUGGUGUAUCUGCACAAUCCGUGGAAGUAUCUGGUCACCAAGUUCAAUAUGUGGAGGCUCAAGUGGCUGUGGGAUUAUAGCUUCAGUGAGGCCGAGUUCGUCGAGGGGUCCAAGCAGGCGGCCAUUGUGAUGACGGACAUCAUACGGCAACAGAGUUCGGAUAAGAUUGGGGAAUACACGACUCCAGUGGGCUUCCAGCAGAUCACGCGGGACAUGCUGCUCUCCCGGAACGAUUCACGGCUGCAGCUGGUGCGCUUCGAGAAGGAGCAUCUGCGACGGGCGAUUCCCAUGAAGGUGGCAACCCGACAGAACUAUGGUCGCAAAUACGCAUUUAUCGAUAUGUUGUUUGUCGGUCUGCGUAACACGAAGGACUUCGAUUCGCCCACCGAACUGGUCGAGAUCAACGAGGUCCUGCGACGCAUGGAUACCGAACUGAAGACCCCAAAUGAGAUCAUCUCAGUGCCUCAUCGCAUCGUUUUCGCCGAGAUCUUUAUACGCUUUCGACGCGAUUACACUGCCGAAUGGCGGCGAAAGGAGGAAGCCGCUAAAAACCCGCCGAACAACUCGAAACGUCAUUAUCUGCACUCGGAGGAUCCGGAUUCGGAUUCAGAUCGAUCGUCGAAUCUUUCACUGGAGAACGUCCUGUCGCGUAUUAACGAUCCUGGCUGGUCGAUAUCCUUCUACAAGAUCCUAACAUUCGAUGUGCUCAACUUUGAUCCGCAGCCAAAUCAUAGAUGAUGGGCUUCCAAAUUUACUGUUCAAAAAAACUCAUUUCGCUCAUUUUCACUUUGAAUAAAUUUUUUUCUACUUAUACGUGUAUU
Messenger RNA from Drosophila innubila, 1152 nucleotides. RefSeq lists its product as uncharacterized. The record is from RefSeq and is a predicted model, not a curated record. Gene Ontology annotation, cellular component: mitochondrial inner membrane. Bases 95 to 1069 code for a protein of 324 amino acids. Gene Ontology annotation, molecular function: ribosome binding. NCBI's taxonomy places the organism in Eukaryota, Metazoa, Arthropoda, Insecta, Diptera, Drosophilidae. The transcript has a single exon. Gene Ontology annotation, biological process: inner mitochondrial membrane organization; protein insertion into mitochondrial inner membrane from matrix.